Trametes versicolor FP-101664 SS1 is the source of this 855-nucleotide messenger RNA. RefSeq lists its product as uncharacterized. The record is from RefSeq and is a predicted model, not a curated record. NCBI's taxonomy places the organism in Eukaryota, Fungi, Basidiomycota, Agaricomycetes, Polyporales, Polyporaceae. The transcript has 2 exons. Bases 1 to 855 code for a protein of 284 amino acids.
AUGUCCCACAAGCAAUUCAGUACGCGCCUGGACAUUCUAGACGAUCUUCCCUUACCGGAGUAUACGAUCACCUCCUAUGGUGUGCGCACUCAGUUCCCCAUUAUACCCGCAGACGUCCUCCUCCCGGUGCAAAAUGCGCGGAUUCAAUCGGACCCAACGUGGGCCCUGCUCUGCGAAUGCGAGACCCAUUACCAGCACGUCUACCUCGCGCUGCUUCGCUGCCAAGACGCGGCAGGGCACCUCAUCGCCCUACCCCUCUGUGUCCCAACGAACGCCUUCAAGGAGGACGCGAGGGAGGUCUUCCUCGUGGGCACGCGCGUGGACGCCUGCACGACCUGCACACGGCCGUACCGCACCUGGUCCGUCUCCCCGCGCGCGCUCGCCCGUGUACGCUCGCACAUCGUCGUUGCGGAACUGCGCGUCCGACGAAGCCCGCUGCGCGCGCUGGCGCUCCUCGGGCCGCGCUUCAUCCCGAAACAAAUGAAGAUCGCGAGGGUCGUGCUGCAGUCGCGCUGCGUCGCGGCGCUGGCCGCGCAGGGCUACCAGCUCGGCGCGCCGCAGCGCGCGGACAACCCCCUCUACCGUGUGCACGCGUUCACGUUCCUUCGCGCAACGCGGACGCGGGGGUGCGCACGCCUCACGGUGCGCGUCAUGCAGUGCAUGCAGCGCGGCUCGGACGCGGUCGAGUUCCGCGUGGGGAACCAGGUGAGCGAGCUCGCGUGUGAGGAGGUCAUGGACCGCGACUCGCCGCUGCUCCCGGUCGCAUUUGUGGACUUGGAGUAUGUGAACCGCAGGCCGGGGGCAUGGGCGGUUCCAAUCCCGGGGGGCAUGGCGUGGUCAGAACCCUACGACUGA